UGUCUCCUUUCGGUGGUCGGUCUCAGUAUUAGAGCGCAGACAAGAACUGGAUGUCAGCAGAGGCAAGAGUAUCUACAUGUUUAUCUGCACUGGAAACCAGCUGGGGUUUCCUGGUGGACCUUGCCAGACUCAGUAACACAACUCCCAGAAUACCUUUCCCCCGCCGCAGUCCAUAACGGGGUGUGUCUCUCGGUGGCGUUACACAAGCACGUCUGAGCAAGAAAGGGCUUUUUUUUUUUUUUUUUUUUUUGGAUUUCCCGUUUCCUGUAACAGAAGCUGUUGAGCAGAAACGAAACGCUGUGUUUUCCGGGAGGCUGUACCGGAAUUAAAGAUCUCCCAAGUCAGGCUGCUGCUCUUACGUCUCCGCUUCUCUGUCGCAAAAGUAGCUACAGUAUGUGAAACUGGAAGUCAGAGUAAAAGACAAGAGGGGAAAAGUGUAACUAUUAUGCAACACGUGGCAGAAGUUCCACAGUGUCUUAACACAGCUAUUCCUCAAUAACAGCAGAUGCUCAAGAGGCUGAGGUAGAACUGGGUGCUUGGUGACUAUUUUCCAACAUGACUCCAGCAACCUUCAUGGUUGCUUGCUGAUAGCAUUGUCCUUUCCUAAAUUUGUACCUCAGCCUUCAAGGGCCUCCUUUAUUGAGAAUCAAUGCCUCUCCUAGGUAAUUGAUCACCAUAGACCCAGGGACACUCAAUUCAUCCUGGAGGGUGGGUAAUCGUCAUGAAUAAUCAAGACACCGUGGCUUCGAUACUGCAUGAGUGCAAGCAAGUGCUGGAUCGCCUCUUGUUGGAAACGCCAGAUGUGUCUACAGAGGAUGAGUGUGAGGACCAGCGGUGCAGAGCCUCCCUCCCCGGCGAGUUAAGGACCCUGAUCCAGGAGGCAAAGGAAAUGAAGUGGCCCUUCGUGCCUGAAAAGUGGCAGUACAAACAAACCAUGAGCCCAGAGGACAAAACAAACCUGCAAGAUGUGAUUGGCGCCGGGCUGCAACAGUUACUGGCGGCCCUGAGAGCUUCCAUCCUUGUCCAGGACUGUGCUGCCGCCUCCGCUAUUGUCUUCUUGAUGGACCGGUUCCUGUAUGGACUCGACGUCUCGGGAAAACUCCUGCAGGUCGCCAAAGGCUUGCACAAACUGCAGCCCGCAACGCCCAUUGCCCCGCAGGUGGUCAUCCGCCAAGCCCGGGUCUCCGUCAACUCAGGGAAGCUGCUGAAGGCCGAGUACAUCCUGAGCAGCCUCAUAAGCAACAACGGAGCAACCGGUACCUGGCUGUAUAGGAAUGAGAGUGACAAGGUCCUGGUACAGUCGGUCUGCAUACAGAUCAGAGGGCAAAUUCUGCAGAAGCUAGGCAUGUGGUAUGAAGCGGCUGGAUUGAUAUGGGCCUCCAUCAUAGGCUAUUUGACACUCCCUCAGCCAGAUAAGAAGGGCAUUUCCACAUCACUGGGCAUACUGGCAGACAUCUUUGUUUCCAUGAGCAAAACCGAUUACGAAAAGUUUAAGAAGAGCCCGAAGGUUAACCUGGCCUUGCUCAAGGAGUUUGACCACCAUUUGUUGUCAGCCGCAGAAGCCUGCAAACUGGCAGCCGCCUUCAGUGCUUACACGCCCCUGUUUGUGCUCACGGCUGUGAAUAUCCGCGGCACAUGUUUGUUGUCAUACAGCUGUUCUGCUGACUGCCCUCCAGGAAUGAAAAGUGUAUAUCUGUGUGAAGCCAAAGAAGCUUUUGAGAUUGGCCUCCUGACCAAGAAAGAUGGCGAGCUGGUUAGUGGAAAGCAGGAGCUACACAGCCUCAUCAAAGCUGCUUUCGGACUCGCCACGGUGCACUGCAGACUCCACGGGGAGACAGAUGCAGUUCGAGCGGCAAGGCAGCUAUGCAAUGACGCUAUGGGCAAGCUCUACACCUUCAGCCUUUCCCCCACAAGCCUGGACAGAGAAGCCCUGUCUCAGGAGAUCAUGUCUCUCAUCAGCCAGGUGAAGGGACAUCUACAAGUUCAAAGCUUCCCAAAUUUAGAUGACAGAUCUUAUGUCCCGGAGAGUUUCGAGUGUGGUUUAGAUAGGCUCGUCUUACACGGGCAUGUGGAUUUCCAACAAAUUCUUGAAACCUAUUCCCAGCACCAUACUUCAGUGUGCGAGGUGUUUGAAAACACUUGUGGGAACAGCAAGAGCAACCAGAGAGACACAAAACCAGAGGUCUGUAUCACCACUCUAAAGACAGAAACAAACACAGCAGAGACAAUGAGUGCUACUCUAGAGAGAGUGUGCUCCCAAGACAGCAAGAGUGCUGCUUCUUCCAAAAUGUCUGAUCAAGAUCAAGAGAAGCGCAAAAGAGGAGGAAGGAGGAGCUGGACCCAUUCCGAGGCAUUUCGAGUCUCCCUGGAUCAAGAUAUGGGCACUGAGACGGAGCCACCAAACCACAGCAAUGGCGGGGCAGACGUUUCCAGCAAGUCUCUGAGAGACAGCUCUAGCUCUAGUUCUUGGAGCAGACUGUCGGGGCUCAGCUCUUCCACAAGCUGGGAGGAAGUUAGCUGCGCUGCUCAGGAUAUAGUAAGGAAAGAAUCUAGUCAAGAAGAACAUCUCGUGGACACUCAGUGCUCCACGGCAGAGUCUGAGGAGCCCAAGAGGGACGGAAGCCGAAGAGGUACAUAUGUAUUGUUUUCAAAGCUCCAUGGUGUCCCUCUUCAGACAACUGAAGAUCACAACUUAGAGUCUUCUGAAAGGCAGCUACACAAACGCACACCCAUUCUUCCUCUCAACACAACAGAUAUUUGUUUGGCCUCAGGGGCAGGGCUGGUAGAAACCCCUGAAGGAUCUAAAAAUACUUCUCUUCAGCCAAGUCGUUCAUGCAGUUCUGAUUCCUGGUCCUUGUCUAGUUCGGGCAGGUUCAUGGAUGUGACCACAAAUCCUUCAGUUCGGGAAGAAGAAAACUCUGGAAUAAUUGGUGAUUUCCCAGAAUCCAAGUGUGACUUUAAAGACUGGCAUGGAGAAAAGAAUGGGGAGAAACUCACUGAAAUAUUCACAAGGCCUGAAUUAACAUUUGCCCCCUCCUCGGUCGACCCGGAAGGAGAAACAGCAGAAAGCACAGAUGACGGACCAUCACCCUCUCAGGCAGCCCUAGGAUGUUUAGAAGACAGCCAUUCAAUGUCUACAUGUAGGACUUUCUUUCUAGAUGGGUCUAUUCAAAAUGCUGCCUCAGCAAAGACUGGCUGCCCAGUCAAAGACCAGACUGUCGACCCGGAUGCGUCUACGGUGGAUGAGGAGGGCCAAAUGCUUGACAGCACAGAGGUUCACCCCAUUAGCCAAGAUGGCGCUCACAGGCCAUGUGCUUUGAGGUCCAGUCAGAGUGAAGAGGGGCCAAAGUCCUUUGCAAAUGGCUCCAGUCCUUCCCCUGACUUUGAUGAGGACUGCAGCACCACCGAGGAUGGGAAGGAACUUGGGAGCCUGCUGAAGAGCAGCCAGAACUCCAGCUCACUCUCACAGUGGUGGCUAAAAUCACCAGCCUUUUCCCGCAGUUCGUCUGAGGGGGGAAGCUCCUGGUCUCUCCUGAACUCUAGCAGAAGUUCCUUCGUCUCAUUGCCAGGACAGACCAGUCAGGAGAUCCUUGAGGCUCGCACCCUACAGCCUGAUGACCUUGAAAAACUUCUGGCAGGUGUGAGGCAUGAUUGGCUGCUUCAGAGGCUGGAGAAUACAGGAGUCUUGAAGUCCAAUCAACUCCAACAAGCGCACAGUGCCCUUCUGCUAAAGUACUCCAAAAAGUCUGAGUUGUGGACAGCCCAGGAGACUGUGGUGUAUCUGGGAGACUACCUGAACGUGAAGAAGAAGGGCAAGCAGAGAAAUGCAUUUUGGGUCCACUAUCUCCAUCAAGAGGAAACCCUGGGGAGAUACGUUGGGAAGGAAUACAAGGAGCGGAAGGGGCUCCGGUACCACUUCGCUGAUGUGGAGCGUCAGAUGACAGCACAGCACUAUGUGACAGAGUUUAACAAGAGACUCUACGAGCAAAAGAUUCCAACGCAGAUAUUCUACAUCCCGUCUACAAUAUUGCUGAUUUUGGAAGACAGGACUAUAAAGGGAUGCAUCAGUGUGGAGCCUUACAUACUGGGAGAAUUUGUCAAGCUAUCAAAUAACACAAAAGUAGUCAAAACUGAGUACAAGGCUACAGAAUAUGGCUUGGCCUAUGGCCAUUUUUCUUAUGAGUAUUCUAACCAUAAAGAUGUUGUGGUUGAUUUACAAGGCUGGGUGACUGGUAAUGGAAAAGGCCUCAUCUAUCUCACAGAUCCUCAGAUUCACUCUGUAGAUCAGAAAGACAUUACUACAAACUUUGGAAAGCGAGGAAUAUUUUACUUCUUUAAUAACCAACAUGCAAGCUGUAAUGAAAUAUGCCGUCGUCUUUCUCUGACUAGACCUCUACUAGAGCAAACAAGUAAGAUAUAGGCUGUGGGUUGGGAGCUCGACGAGCCUUCCUUCAGGAGCCUAGCUAGCAUCAGACCUGCCUCCUUCUGGGCAUAUAGAGCAGGGCACGUAUUGACAUAUUGAUUGAUUGGGCCAAUGGAUGAUUCCAGCCACUGACUUAUGAGAGGAAUUCACAAGUGUCAAUUUCAGGCCUACACUUGCUUGCCAGGACGAGAUCCUGCAGACCUUGUUCCCUCUGACACAGGGACCUGUCUGGAGGCUGUCCUGGGCUCUACAGUUGUAUAUGAUGUUUGAGGUCCUGAGUUGUAUGAAGACAACAUAGGAAAGGGCCCCAACUAACCCACAAUGGAUGCGAACCUCAGCUGAAAACAAACUGCUGGCCUGGAGAGAUGGCUUAGUGGUUAAGAGCACUGACUACUCUUCCAAAGGUCCUGAGUUCAAAAUCCCAGCAACCACAUGGUGGCUCACAACCAUCCAUCUGAUGCCCUCUUCUGAUGUGUCUGAAGACAACUACAGUGUACUUACAUAUAAUAAAUAAAUCUUUUUUAAAAAAAGACAG
Apodemus sylvaticus (European woodmouse) is the source of this 4958-nucleotide messenger RNA. RefSeq names its product alpha kinase 1 (gene Alpk1). Gene Ontology annotation, molecular function: protein serine/threonine kinase activity; ATP binding. Lineage: Eukaryota; Metazoa; Chordata; Mammalia; Rodentia; Muridae. The transcript has 16 exons. Gene Ontology annotation, biological process: protein phosphorylation. The coding region runs from base 722 to 4420 and encodes 1232 amino acids. The record is from RefSeq and is a predicted model, not a curated record.